This is a messenger RNA of Bactrocera oleae (olive fruit fly), 8454 nucleotides long. NCBI's taxonomy places the organism in Eukaryota, Metazoa, Arthropoda, Insecta, Diptera, Tephritidae. The record is from RefSeq and is a predicted model, not a curated record.
UAUGAAAUUCAAAUUUAGAUAGAAAAGGAGUAAUUUUGUUGGAACAAUUAUGCUUGACUUGUAAUUAGCAUAUGUGGAAAUGUUUUAAAGAAGAAAGAAGAAAUGCGUCGGGGUUUACAACUAUAGUUAUAACUUACCCUGCAUGCCAUCUAUAGGUAUCAACGCUACCAAGGUGCCCUCCCGUUAUUCACAUCACCUUAUUGAGUAUCGGCUCAUAAAACAUGGUUUAAUGGAAACUUGUGAUCUACUUUGCGAAGUUAUUUCGUUAACAGUGUUCAUUUUUUGGGAAUUUAUGCGCAAGGAAUUAAAACAAUCAGAUCAAAUGCCCAUUUCGUGCAUAAGUGACUAGGAUUUAUCGUUAAAUGUCGAAACAAAAAUAAAUUUUAUCCAAAUGCCUCUUUUCGCCACUACUGUAAACAAUCUGUUACAAUAUUUUCAUGAUUCAAAGACUGAAAGCAACUCUGCUUAAACAGCUGUGUGAUGGCAUAGAAAAACAUUUAAAAUGUAUGCGAUCACUUAAUUCCAUGGUGUAAAAAACAACACCAAGAAAUGGCUCCAACUGGCAGUUUCUUACUUGGGGAAAGUGGAGCAGUUGGUUUUCAAUUACGGGUGCAGCAACUAUUUAAUAUCAAUAAUUAAGUGUGAAGUAAAUUGUUUAAAAUAAAUAUAUAUUUGUACUUUGAAAAUGUUUGUUGAAACAUGCAUUGCACCUGUGAACAUAGCACUAAUCAAAUAUUGGGGAAAGCGACAUGAGGAACUCAUAUUACCCAUCAACGACUCGCUCAGUGUGACCCUUAACACCGACGAGAUGUGCGCUAAGACAACAGCAGCUGCUUCAGCUUCCUUUAAAGAUAACGUCAUGUGGUUGAAUGGCGAAAUGGUACCAUUUGAGCAGAACGCACGGUUAAUACGUUGUGUGAAGGAAUUACAAAAAAUUGCAAUUGCUAAAGGAAAACUGAAGUUCCCCAUAGUGUGGAAACUACACAUAGCAUCGCGCAAUAAUUUUCCCACUGCUGCGGGUUUGGCGUCAAGCGCAGCUGGUUACGCUUGUCUAGUAUAUACACUUGCGCAACUGUAUGGCGUGGAAAAUGAAGAAUUAACGGCGAUUGCUCGCCAAGGUAGUGGUUCUGCAUGUCGCAGCUUACAUGGCGGUUUUGUACGCUGGCAUAUGGGUAUACGUAAUGAUGGUAGUGACUCAGUAGGAUUUCCCAUUGUACCUGCAGAACAUUGGCAGGACUUUCAUAUUCUCAUAUUGGUGGUAAACGAUUCACGUAAGAAAACAAGCUCGACUAACGGUAUGAAACGAGCUGUAGAAACAUCAGAUUUGUUAACAUAUCGUGCGCAACAUUGCGUACCACAGCGUAUAGCGGCAGUGAUCGAUGCAAUCAAAAACCAUGACUUCCCUAAGUUGGCAGAAAUUACUAUGCGCGAUUCGAAUCAAUUUCAUGCAAUUGCAUUAGACACAUUUCCACCAUGUAUAUAUAUGAAUGAUGUUUCACAUGCAAUUGUCGAAUUUGUUCACGCUUUUAACAAAGAAACAGGCGAAGUAAAGUUGGCUUAUACUUUUGAUGCCGGACCAAAUGCUUGCCUAUUUCUUUUGGAAAAAGAUGUAAGUGCUGCAUUGGCAGCAAUACAAACCAGUUUUCCAAAUGAUGAGGGAGAGAGUGCAGAAUAUGUUAAGGGCAUACCUAUAAGGCGUAAACCCAAAGAGGUCGACGCCUUCUACAAUAAUAGUACUUUACAUAAAAAUGACAAAAAUCUCCUUAAAUAUAUAAUUCAUACAAGAAUUGGUACAGGACCACAACGUCUCGAUGAAAGCAAAAGUCUUUUGAAUAUCGGUAAUGGCUUUCCACUUGAAAAUUAAGAAAAAACCGCCUUUGGGAUAUAUUUAUUUAAGUCAUAAGCAGAAAAAGGUAAACAUUGUGAUCGAAGAGAAAUUGUUCAAUAAAUAUUUUUUUACAUGUGUAUAUCAAUAAUAAUAAUAAUAAACGGUACGGUAUAUUAAAUAUUAGUUAUAUCGUAAAGCUGUUUGCUUUUUAAGCUUUAACGUCACGUGGACUACGAAAAGAGUUUGCUUUGGAAAAUUAAUAAUUUAUACAUAAGAGUGAUUUUUUAAAUUAUUGAAACGAUUUUCUUUUCUUCUUAUUUAUAAAUUAUUUACAACUAAUCGAAAGAGAUAGAAGUUAAGUAAAAUAAUAAACAGGGAAAUUUAUAAAUCGUUUCGGCAACUCUAUUACCAGCUAUCUUAUCACCCCAUUCGUUUUUUGCCAUUUUUGUUUUUAUUUGCUAAUCGUACCUCAAUUACGUUUGUCAGCUGAUUAAGGCCACCAGAUCAAAAACUGAUUAGUUCAGGUGUGGAAAUUAUGAGAUUUUUAGUUUUUAGUGCCUAAAUUACCUUAUGUAAAAAUUCUGAAAAAAUAUCAAGCGAGUGAGGUUAAUUAGACACUUUAUAAUGCAUUGUACUUUGACUAUAUUAUUCAUGUGUAAUAUUUUGUGGAAUAAAAAGAAUAAAGUUAUUUUUAUAUUCGUGAUGGUAUGGCAACGGUCACAAUAUUUUCACACAUGCACACAAACGUGAGCUUAAAAACUUAUUCGUUCGUGUCAUUAUUUAGUUGAACAGGAAGAAAACGGAAAAUAUUUCUUUUCUUGAUCAUAGAUCUUUUAUAGGGGCGGAGUUCGUAAUAAAAAGUGGAAAAUUACUUAAAAAUUUAUUGUGUUUUACUUUGGUAGGAGAAGUACUAAAGGAUGUGCCAUUGGUAGAAGUUGUCAUCUCGUUCCAUUAAAUUAGCAUUCUAUUCAAAUAUUUAUUGUUAUCAAUAUUUGUCUGUUGAAUUUGUUGUUGUCGUUGUUGUUUGCAAAAAUAACACACAACUCACAAGCAAACACCCACACUGCACUUGAACUGACACCCUAGCGGCACACCAUGCAACGCAAACUGUUGCUCUAUGCGCUGCUCUUCUUGGCGGUGACGUCACAAAAAUGUCAUGUAGUGGAAAGUGGCGGCCCGCCCAGCGAUACCAUGGGCACAAUAGCCGCCAAUCGCUAUAAUGCCGAGCAGCAGCAGCAUCAACACCAACAGCAUCAUCUGCACACAGCGGCACAUCAUCAAGGCGGUACUGGUGGUGGCGGCGGCGGUGGCAGUAACAGCGUUGUGCCGGCGCCCGCAGCGCCAACAGCCGCCCCACACGCUUUAUACCAUCCAUCGCCAUCGGGAAGUGGCCACAUGGAGCAUCGCAAUUCAUAUAAUCUGUUAAGCGAAGCAAUGUCGCAGGCUGUCAGCAAUGAAUUCAGUUCACUGGGCAGUGGUUCAGCGGAUGGUGCUUGUCAUGCAGACGAUUUGGAUUGUUAUAGUGGAAAUGUGCAAGAUCGUUUGGGUAUGGAGGCUAUACGUACGCUGCAUCGCCAGCUCGAUGAUGACGACAAUGGCAAUAUCGAUUUGAGCGAAUCGGACGACUUUUUACGCGAAGAACUCAAAUAUGACUCCGGCUAUGAGAAACGUCAGAAAGCGUUCCAUUUUAACGAUGACAUGCACAUUUCGGUGAAGGAGCUGUGGGAGGCGUGGCUACGUUCGGAGGUGCAUAACUGGACCAUGGAGCAAACUUCAGACUGGUUGGCACAAUCAGUGCAAUUACCACAAUAUGUCGAACUAUUUCGUUUGCAUAAAGUGACCGGUGCUACAUUGCCAAGAUUGGCAGUAAAUAAUAUGCAUUAUGUGGGCAAUGUGCUGGGCAUAAAGGAUCCCAUUCAUAAGCAGAAAAUUGCGCUCAAGGCGAUGGACGUUGUGCUUUUCGGACCGCCGCGUGAGACCGGCACACGCUGGAAAGACUACAUUUUAGUAACGCUAUUACUCAGUGCAAUUAUAGGUUGUUGGUAUGCAUAUCAACAGAAUAAGAAUGCUAAAAGACAUUUACGACGUAUGGCUCAAGAUAUGGAGGGACUACAGCGCGCCGAGCAGAGUUUACAAGAGAUGCAAAAGGAAUUGGAACGUGCGAGAAUGGAGCAGGAAAAUGUUGCUACUGAAAAAAUGGAUUUGGAACGUCGACUUAAAGAGGCUCCCACACUUUCAUCAUCCAGCUCUGAUCUGGAGGUACAAAAGUUGAAAAAAGAAAUCGAAAUAUUGCGUACUGAACUUUCACGCGCUGAAAUCGAAUUGGUGGAUAACUGCUGGACACCGCCACCACAAUUACAAUCCUGGCUGCAAUACACUUACGAAUUGGAAAGCAAGAAUCAUUUGAAGAAACGUGUUUCCGCCGAAAAGCAAUUGCAAUCAGCGCGGGAAGCAUGUGAGAAAUUGCGUAAGAAACGUUCAAGCUUAGUUGGUGCAUUCGUCUCGACGCAUGGCAAAAGUAUUGACGAUGUCGAUCGCUCUAUUGUGGAGGCGCGAAAUUCGCUCAGUGAGGUGACAAACGAGUUGCAAGAGCGUCUGCAUCGUUGGAAACAAAUUGAGAAUUGUCUGGGCUUUAAUAUUGUCAACAAUAAUGGUUUACAGUAUCUGGAGAAUGUAUUAUACAAUCGUAAUGGCGGCAGCAGUGUUAGCUCCAAUAAGGGUUCACGAGGCCGCAUAACGAGCAGCAGCGAUGAUUUAGACGAUGAAUCUGUGCAAGGUAUGUUGGACAGCUAUAGUCGCAGUUCGGUGGGUUUAAGCGGUGGCAACAGCGGCAUCCUAAAUAAUAACUCCAAUGCGCUAUGUGAUGAUUCGUCGGGUAGUGAGGACGCCAGUGAGGGUCCUCCGCAUGCGCCGGUACAAUUUAUAUUAGGUGGUGCGCCCACACCCUCGUUGAAGGGCGCCACUUCAACAGCAGCCGCCACAACAGGUGUCGUUUCACGCGCUGGUGCUGCUGUCAACCACUCGUCACUAGAUGUGAAUUCGUCGAAUCAUAUUGGCAGUUUGGGAAACUCAACGAACGCUAUUGGAACAUCCGGUGUGACGAGUGUAAUCGCGCCAAAUGCAACCCCACCACCCUUACCGCCGCACAAUAAUGCUUACAAUUCGAGUUACUUUUUGAAUGAUAGCCAACUUUUGCGAUCCCAAAGCACGGAUCUGGUACCAAUGGAAAUCUACACGUUCCUUAAUAGACAUCAGCAACAGCAUAACACGAAACCCAACAAUAAUGGCAGCAACAGCAACAACCACAACAGCCUAUCCACGGGACAACAAUUCAUUGGCACCGGAAGUGGAAUUGGUGGAAAACUUAGCGGAACCAACAAGAAGAUGGUCAAGCAGCACAGCACAACUAGCCAACAGUCCACAUCAUCCACAUCAUCGUCCGUCCAUUCAACACCAUCCGCACCCGGUGCACUCGGCGCAGACGCAUACAGUGGCAGUGGCAAAGGACAAUCCCCUGGACGUUGGUCAUCACAUGAGCGCAUCUUGCCAAUCCAUCAACAACAGCAACAACAGCAGCAGCACGAACCUCAAAUGCUUAUUUGGCAGUCAAUGCAGUCUGUGCAGCACAAACAGCCAAACGCCGCUCACGGACAACAACAGCACCAGCAAUCAGCGCAGCACGCUGGAGAUAAAGAGUUGUUCAUGCAGCCCCAUUACACAGCAAUUGCUGGAAAGCCGCCCACUGUCGGCGCAAUACCCGCACAAUACCAGCAAUUACCCACCUCGCUUAGCCUGCAAUCGCUGUGCGGGGGGCAGACACCACAGCAUGGGAAUGACAAUAUCAGCCUCGGCACCGCCAUCGGCGCCGCCACCGCCACCACCACAUCUGCGGCAACUGCUGCGUCGGCAUACAGUGAUACCCAAAUGGAGGACCAACUGUUGCUCAGUGCCGACAGCGCCAGUCUCGAUGGCGGCGCCACCAUUAAGAAGCGAAAACGGCGUCUACGAUUCCCCUUCGGUGGCGGACACCGCAAAUCCGCCAGCAAUGCUAGCGCUAGCAGCGGCAGCACCGUCAGCGUCAGCGUCAGCUCAAACAAACAUACAUAGCUCGCAUAGCGUUGGCUGUCUGACAGCCUCCUACAGCGGUACCGCCGCAAAUGUGGAGGAUGCGUUGACGAUGCAGAAGGGACAAGAACAACAGCAGCAGCAAGGCAACGAUGACGACCGAAUGUACGAUGUUAUGGACAAUGAUGAUUUUUUCAAAGAAAACUUAUAUAAACGUAAUAGUAGCCACAAAACUGGCGAUGCGCAUGCCGACUCAGAGGCGGAGGCAUACUCUCAGGUUACUUUGAAUUUUGCUAAACGCGCCGCGCACGCCGCAACGACUGCGCGUCAAUUGAACGAUCAUGACAAUAAUAAUUUUAGUGAUACCCAACGCGACUUAAGGAGCACGCCUACAAGUGGCUUCACGAUAACGGCCACCUAAUACUGUGGUCGAACGAAAUACUUAUAUUUUUUAAAACACAAAUAUUGCAGUCUUCCAAAAGAUGUGCGUGCGAGUACUUAAUUUUACAUAGUUGUGCAUACGAACGUAUACUAAUUGGAGAAGGCAACAUAAAUACAUUGCAUGCAAACACACUCACACAGACACAGACAUAGAACAUAGUCACCCUGAUCUCCGAAAGCAUGAACAACUCCUAGAAAUGUGCUCCGAAGUCAUGCUAUGCCACAUCAAUUCAGUGCUUCCUCGCAUUGCAAAUAGUUUACAAUCUAAAGCAGUUUAGUUUGCAAAACAAUAAUUUGUGUUACGCUUGCGCAAAACGCUAAGUGAAAAUAAAUUAAAUAUUUUGUACCAAAACACAUAGUUAAUAUUUUUGGUGAGAUCUGCAGACCAAGGCGGUACUUCAGCGUACAUAUAUUGGCAUAAUUAUAGACAUAAAGAAAAUUUGUUUUAUAAAAAUUCAAAUUGUAGUUUUUUAACUUGCUCCAAAAUAUUGACGUUGAAGUGCUAUUUGGUACGCAGCUCUAUGGCAUCCAUACAAUAACAAAAUUAUUUCUUAAAAAAAUGAAAAACCAAUUAAAUUUACUUUAUAAAUAAAAAUUUACGAAAGUUUCAUUUGCAAAGCAUUUCAAAUAUACAUUUUUCGUAAUGAAGCAGCCAAUAAUUUGAGUGCUUCCCAAAGCAAAUGCGAAGACAACACUAGUAGCCAAAUAAAGUUACAAAAAUUUUUUGUUGCAAAUACUGUUAUGAAAACCGAUUUUUUUUUGUGCAAAUAAUAAGAAAGUUAGUUCAAUAUUUGUAAUGGAACGUGCAGAAUGUAAAUAGUAAACAUCAACUUGAGACAUUUUGUUUUGGUUCCAUCCAUACUAGACGUACUUGUAUUGUAUUACGGUAAUUGUAAUCUUUCUCGAAUUUGUAACACGAGUGACGACACACUCUCGUAUUUUAUAGAAAUUGUUCCAAAAGUGCCUCAGCGAAAUCACGAUAUUUACAUCGUAAUUAGUAAAUAAGUUGUGAGAUUUAUUUUAUGUUUUUUGUAAAUAAGUUAUUGGUAAAAUUUUUAUUUCUUUAAAUUUUGUAAUGCGAAAAUAUGCAAAAACAACACACAGAUUUUUAAAAUUUUAUAAGAUCUAUAAUGGUCUGUAAUUUUUAAUCAAAAUAAAUUCAAAAAGGCAUGAAAUAAAAAUUGCAAAAAAAUUGAAAAAUUACGAUGCCACUCUUUAGAAAAAUAAACUUAGACUCAAACUUAACUUUUUUAACCUGCAUAAUUUUUAAAAAAUUUAAACCAAAACCUCUGUGUAGUUUUGUGAAUUAUUUGCACGCAACUGGUCGCCUAAAAGCACAGUUAGACCAGUAUAGAACUGAAAAUCUCGCCAUUAGAAGCAAAAAAGACAACUUGAAAAAAAAAUGAACUCUUUAAAUUUUCAUAAUCAUCUCUGUGUAAUGUUUUUGGUCUAUUAAAUUUGUAUUGGAAUCAUUUUUUAUUUAAUAUAAACACUUAUAAUUUGCACCUUAAAUCAUUGGACUGAUAUUUCCUUGGCUAUGAAACGUAUUAAAUGCGAUGAUAAUAUUGUAUUACUUUUAAAAAUGCAUAAAUGAUUUUUAAGUAUGUUUAUAUUAUACCAUACAUGAUGCUGUGUAUGAACUUACAGACAAACGUUACGUCGAAUACUUACUUAAUUUGGUAUUAAUUGCAGACAUUACCUAAAUAAAUAAUAUAUAAUAUUAGUAUAUUAUGUAUCUACCUAAAUGAUAGCAAUAUUUAUAGCAUAAUAGCGUUAUACAUACUUAAUACAUACAUACAAUUAUCCAUGCGGAUAAAGAUUUUAGCAAUAUUAGUACUAAUUUGUAAACGAAAAUUUUAAAAAAUAUACAUACAAGUAAAAAUGUAUGUGUGUGUGAGAAGAGAAACAAAUUUAUGUCACACACCAAACACUAAGCACUAUACCUAGCCACAAAACGAAUGAAAACUUAAAAUAAAAACAAUAAUGUAUUAAAUUAUAUUUGUAAUAUAGAGCAAAAUUCGCCACAAUUAAGCAACAACGAUAGACGCAAGAAACCUUUUCAGCCAAAUUGCUGAGAAAAUUAUACCAUUAUAUACCUUUUAAUAAAAAUUACCUAAAAA